This is a messenger RNA of Drosophila montana, 1730 nucleotides long. RefSeq names its product angiopoietin-related protein 7-like. NCBI's taxonomy places the organism in Eukaryota, Metazoa, Arthropoda, Insecta, Diptera, Drosophilidae. Bases 343 to 1689 code for a protein of 448 amino acids. The transcript has 2 exons. The record is from RefSeq and is a predicted model, not a curated record.
GCAGCGCGACAAGUUAUCGAUGAUGUGUAAUAAACUUGUACCUUCCUUGGCAUAGAAGGACCGACUUUUAAAAUUUCAUAUCUCUAUUUCUCGUAGUCUCUAAGAUUGACGGACGGAUAAACGAAGAGAGCUAGAUCGACUUGGCUGAGCACUAUUAAAUAAAUUAGCAUCAAACCAAUAUGCCUAUUUUCAACGGUUGCAGUGUAUAAACAUAACAGACUUCUGAAAAAUUCCAAGUAUUAUAUGUUGAUUAAUAAGCAAUUUUAAUUCCAACUGUCGCGUGCAGAACGACUGAAGCAAGAAAUACGAACGGAAUAAAAUUGAGCUGAUAAUUUGUGCAAAAUGCAAAGUAAGAUUUUUGUGCACAUCAUUUUAGUGCUAUUGACUUUGGAAAACUCUUUGGCUAGUUAUGAACAAGCCGAAACUAUGUUAAGCAAGUGCGAAAAUUUGUAUUCUAAGUUUUCAGAGUUACAGAAAUCCUACAAUGCCAUAAAAGAAAAGCGCAAACAGCAAACAAAUAUUUACAAAAAGCUGGUCAAGAGUCUGACGAUCAAUAAUGAAAAAUUAAAGGAUAAAAUAAAUCUGCAAGGUACACUCCGUGUUAAGCCCAAUGAACUACAAAACAUUACCCGCGAACUGCAUGGACUGAAGCAAACCAUCGACGAAACAUUUACUAAACUAAACUCAAGUGAAUUAACCAUGCAAGAACAAAGGGAACAGCUGUUGCAAAAGACUAACGAAUUGAGUAAAGCAAAUAGAAAAAUCAAUGCACAAGCCUCGACAAUAGAUGUCAUGAACGUCACUUUAAUGCAGCAAGACGAUCGCAUUGCGGAAUUCGAAGGCCAAGCCGAGGCCACCAAGCAGCAUCUCAGAGAGAAUCAGGAGCUGAAAGCAAAAUUGACCAUAAGUGAUAAAAGUAUAGGCACAAUGAGCAACAAGAUUAUUGAACUGCAAUCGCAGGUGAAUUCUGAUGCUGCGAGUAUCGAGCAAUUGAACUCUGUGAUCGCCGCCUACACGAACUGCUGCAAGGCUUCAAGCUGUGAGCAAUUUGGCAAGUCUUCAAAUGUGCAUGUGAUAAAGGUGCCCGGUGUGGGCGAACCCUUUCGAGUGCUUUGCAAUGGCCAAAUAGCUGGUCCCGGCUGGACGGUAAUACAGCGCAGGAUCAACGGCAGCGUCGACUUUUAUCGUAACUGGAGCGACUAUAAAACUGGAUUCGGCGAUUUAGCUGGCGAGUUCUUCAUAGGUCUGGAGAAGCUGCACCACAUGACCGAAGCCGAACCACAGGAACUCUAUAUACAACUGGAGGACUUUGAUGGCCAGACACGUUAUGCCACAUAUGAUGACUUCAAGGUGGGCUCUGAACUGGAAUCGUAUGCCCUGCAGUCCCUGGGUAAUUUCGGCGGAGACAUGGAUGAUGCGUUAAGUCUAAACGUAGGUCAAAAGUUCAGCACCUACGAUCGUGAUAACGAUAAUGAUGAAUCUCUAAGCUGUGCUGAACGUUUUCAUGGCGCCUGGUGGUACUACGCGUGCGGUCUCAGUAAUUUGAAUGGUCCGUAUCAAACACCAGAUGAUUACACCUCGAAUCAAGGCAUCCUUUGGGUGGGUACAGACUGGCAUGAUAAUUAUUAUUCCUUCAAGUCAGUUCAAAUCAUGAUAAAGGCCAGAAACUAUAAACUUAACCAAAAAUAAAUUGAAUAAAAAUAAAGCUUAAUGUCAAGUUGGAACACUAA